GAUAGAGACAAAAGCGCCUAGCCAUACUCUUUGAAGGUUGGCCCAUUUUCAUUUACUCAUUCCCAGCAGUAGAACUCGCAGCACUCACAAAUAUCGGAGAGAGAAAGAGGGAUUUAAUGGCGACAUCAAAACUGCAAGCACUAUGGAAUCACCCGGCUGGCCCUAAAACCAUUCAUUUCUGGGCACCGACCUUCAAGUGGGGCAUUAGCAUAGCCAAUUUCGCUGACUUCAGUAAACCCCCAGAGAAAGUUUCAUAUCCCCAGCAGAUUGCUGUUACAGCAACUGGAAUUAUCUGGUCACGCUACAGCACUGUUAUUACCCCUAAGAACUGGAACCUCUUCAGUGUAAACAUUGUAAUGGCCGGUACUGGCAUUUAUCAGCUUUCCCGAAAAAUAAAGCACGAUUACAUCAAUGAGGAGCAAGCUGCUGUGGCCAAAGAAUGAUGAAAAAAAUCAACUUCUCUGUCUAUUCUCCUACUAGCAUUAGACUUGAUUUGGCUGAUUGGCCUGUUUGUCCUUGCCCUUGUUUAAGCUGCUUUCACUUCCGUUUCAGUCCUUUUUCAUAUUUGUACUUGAGUCAGCAUUGAUCUUGGAUCAUCAAGGAAAAUAAUAUGAAGGUCUUGUCUUUGUUUAAAAUUCUGGUUUUGAAUUUAUGGUCUUUAAAAUACUGUU
Messenger RNA from Sesamum indicum (sesame), 671 nucleotides. RefSeq names its product mitochondrial pyruvate carrier 4. Gene Ontology annotation, cellular component: mitochondrial inner membrane. NCBI's taxonomy places the organism in Eukaryota, Viridiplantae, Streptophyta, Magnoliopsida, Lamiales, Pedaliaceae. Gene Ontology annotation, biological process: pyruvate import into mitochondria. The record is from RefSeq and is a predicted model, not a curated record.